Babesia bovis T2Bo is the source of this 754-nucleotide messenger RNA. Its product is annotated as Synaptobrevin family protein. Gene Ontology annotation, biological process: endoplasmic reticulum to Golgi vesicle-mediated transport. Gene Ontology annotation, cellular component: Golgi apparatus. The transcript is spliced from 5 exons. Gene Ontology annotation, molecular function: SNAP receptor activity. Lineage: Eukaryota; Apicomplexa; Aconoidasida; Piroplasmida; Babesiidae. The record is from RefSeq and is a predicted model, not a curated record. Bases 21 to 719 code for a protein of 232 amino acids.
AUAACAUAAUACAUUUAAAGAUGGGUGAUUGGCUUGGAAGUGUUGUUAAUUCUUUUGGGAAUCUUGGCAAUGCGGAGACAAAGAAAAAUAUCUCAUCGUCGGAUAAAGAUGGGUGUCACAUAUACGCAGUUAUAGUUAUGCGCCACUAUGCGCAAAAGGAAGCAUGUAGGCUCACAGCGGAAUACGAUUUUUCGACUCUACCAAUGUAUAUGGCUAAAAUAUCUCGUGAAGUGACCGAUUUGGUGUCAAGGACCACGGCACAAGAAGCACUACCUGACGAGUCGAAAUGCGUAGAUAUGGAAAACAACAUGGGAAUGUUCUAUGUCAAAGCUACUAGUGAUUUACCACCAAGUCAACUUGUUUUUAUAGUAGCUGUCAAUAAACAUUGCACAAGAUACCAAGCGCUCCAAUUUCUUCAAGAAGCCAUGCAAAUAUAUAAGGUACAAGAAAACGUCUAUCGUGACAACACUGGUGAAGCUUUAAAGUGUCCAGCACUACGAACUUUGAUGGAUCAAUACAAGGGAAAGCGUGACGUUUUGGUUGACGCACAAUCUAAGUUGGAUGAGACAAAACAAAUUGUGAUGGAUACGUUGGACAAAUUGAUAAAUAGACAGGGAAACCUGGAUGAAUUGAUCGCAAAAAGCCAGGACAUGACCCAAUCUACAGCUAGACUUAUGAGGGAUGCUAGACGACGCAAUAGUUGUUGCUCGGCGAUGUGAGCCCCAAGGCCCCAGUCAAAAUACACUAACUUAAC